GCAGGGAGGAGCCACCCAGCCCCGGCCGGAAAGAUCCGGCGGGGGCUCCGCGCCCGGGAGAAAAAGUCGGAGAAGGGGCGGCCGAGGUCGCGGGGAGCACCGUCGGCAAAGAGACCGCCCGGGAUUAUCACCAAACCUCGAUAAUGUCUACUGCCCUAGUGGUGACACAGCAUCUUCUGAGAGAGGACACAGAGAAAGUAGAGGAUUUCUACUUACGCGGAUUUACCUUGUCUGAGAUUACUGAAGAAACAGAAUAUAUUAAAAAGAUUCGAUCCACUCUAGCAAAAGUUCAGCCUCUUUUAUACAAAAAGGAAUGCAACCAUAGGAUUGCAAAUGGCAUGCUGGAUUCAAAGGCACAUUCUACAGAACCUGGAUUGGUCCCUGAUGAAGAGAGGCUCUCUUCCAACUCUGAGGAGAUGUUAAAAAAGAUGAAAGAGUCAGAAGAAAAACUAUUAUGGGUGAACAAAGAGAAUGAAAGGUUAAAGAUCAAGCUUGAAGCUUCAAGGGCAGCAGGUGCUGAGUCUGUGAAACACGGCUCCCAGAAGCUCCAGGAGAAUUACAAGAAACGCUCUGAAGACCUCAAGAAAAGACAAGAAGGAUCCAUAAAUAUAAUGAAGGCCGGCAAACUUGAGCAAGAGCAGAAAUUAAAGGAAAGCACUGACAGUCUCAGCCAGCUAAAUGUGCAGCUGCAUGACAAAUAUGGCCGGAUUGAAGAACUGGAAAAACAAGUACAAAGGAUGGAAGAGGAAAAGAAAACAUUAAAAGAAAAGAAACAGCUUUUAAAAAAGAAGUUGCAUCAGAUGAUGUCAAAUGCUGAAAAUACUAAAAGGUGUGUAAAAGUACAGACAGAGAUCUCUGUUCUUCAGGAGCAAAUUAGUCACCUGGAUCGUGUGAUCCAUUCUCAGCACCAACUUUUGCGCAAUGUGAUUCACCAGAAUGAGGGGCUGAAUAAUGAACUGAAGCAACAGGAUGAAAGAAUAGAAAGCUUAAAAGACCAGAUAGCGAUGCUUCAAGCAAAGAACAAAGAACUGAUGUAUCAAGUGGAAUUCUGCAUGAGCCAAUCAAAACCCAAAGUCUCCAAAGCUGUUUCCACAAAGAUUGAUGGAAAUUUGCCAUACACCGUGAUAUCCAGCCUUCGCAAGUGACCUAUUCCUACAGUGUCUGAACCUUCCUCAGAUCCAUCACAAGGAUUGUUAUUUCUUUCCAGAAUAACUUUCUAUGCAUUUCCAUUGGAUCUACUUGCACAGGGAACUCUGGCAUCACCUAACAAAUUUCAUCUUUUGAAUUAAUGUAAGGAAUCCCAAGAUGAUCUUCUAAUGGAAGAAGUAAAUUCAGAUGUGAUGGAGGACAGCCACAAGGGCUGGGACAUAUGGAAGAACAGAUUCCAUUUUUAUUCAUUUAUAGGGACAUUAUAGAAGUAUUGUGUUUUUUCCUACCAGUGAUGGAAAUGCACUGGCUUCAGAACUCAUUAAUCCAUAAGGACACAUUUCUGCCAGCAAUUUAUAUACAUGCAUCUGAAUCUACACUGAAGAAUAUUAUGGAGGACUAAUGUAGCUGGACUUGAAUUCAGACACACUCAAAUAUAUGAUGUGGAACUCAAA
Messenger RNA from Candoia aspera, 1601 nucleotides. It is a transcript of the gene CCDC68, whose product is annotated as coiled-coil domain containing 68. Lineage: Eukaryota; Metazoa; Chordata; Lepidosauria; Squamata; Candoiidae. Gene Ontology annotation, cellular component: intracellular anatomical structure. Gene Ontology annotation, biological process: intracellular signal transduction. Bases 144 to 1145 code for a protein of 333 amino acids. The record is from RefSeq and is a predicted model, not a curated record. The transcript has 11 exons.